This is a messenger RNA of Penicillium nucicola, 2451 nucleotides long. RefSeq lists its product as uncharacterized. Gene Ontology annotation, molecular function: RNA polymerase II cis-regulatory region sequence-specific DNA binding; zinc ion binding; DNA-binding transcription activator activity, RNA polymerase II-specific. The record is from RefSeq and is a predicted model, not a curated record. The coding region runs from base 1 to 2451 and encodes 816 amino acids. Gene Ontology annotation, biological process: DNA-templated transcription; regulation of transcription by RNA polymerase II. The transcript is spliced from 3 exons. Gene Ontology annotation, cellular component: nucleus. NCBI's taxonomy places the organism in Eukaryota, Fungi, Ascomycota, Eurotiomycetes, Eurotiales, Aspergillaceae.
AUGGAAAGCGAUGCAAAUUAUUAUCAAGAUCCUCCUUCACCGGAGAAUACAGAGGCACCAGCACCUCAGCGACGACGUCGCCCGCCCCUGUCUUGUACGGUGUGUCGCAGGCGUAAACUAAAAUGCGAUCGCUCACUUCCAUGCGGGCAAUGCCUUCGCUCCAAAACACCACACGAAUGUGUCUUUGUGGGACCUAAACCAGGUCCUGCAGAGACACAGCAUAUGUCGCCACCUACAUCAAAGCGAGCUACUAACGAGACAGAACGCAAAAGUGGCAUGUUCGUUUUUGACUCGAAGUUGGGGGCCACUUCGUCGAGGGGUACGAAACGUGCGCGGCCUGAUGAGCUGCAUGAGCUCCGAAAUCGGCUGCGCACAUUGGAGAACUCUGUCGGCAGGCCUGCUGUCCUUCAAACGCCUGAGACGUCUAUUGGUGACGUGUUCUCUCCCUCUGAGGAGGGGACCGCUAAUAGUUCGGAAAAUGUGGGUGUCGAGGACCGCGUGCGAUACUUACCUGAUUCGAGUUUUCGAGGGAAAAAAGCCAAGACGAGAUAUUUUGGUCGCAGUCAUUAUACAACGACUGUUUCAUUUUUCCAGGAUAUUGGUUGCUUUUUGCGCCGUGGUCGCGGAUGUCGACAAGGUAAAGACCAGGAGUAUAAUGAGAUGAAAAAAUUCAAGACCGAGCUUUGGUCGCGCGAGACGCAGGAUCACCAGCGCGCGUUCCGUGAACAGCCGUUCAACUUGCAUGAAAUGGUGCCAUCGCGACAGGUCGCAGAUCACCUACUACAGCUCUAUCUAGAUACAUUCGAGACGACAUAUCGCAUUCUACAUACUCCGACCUUUUUAAAGCAGUAUGCCGACUACUGGGCAGGCACCGAGCCACCCGAAGCGGCAUUCCUGGCCCAGUUACUAGCUGUGAUGGCUGCCGGGAGCUGCUUCUACGUGCCGAUACCAGGCCAAGACGAGCGAGAUGUAUUCCAGAGACCAGCUAUGACAUGGAUCAUGGCUGUGCAGUCUUAUAUCUCAUGCACAUUUGUCAGUCCGGAGAUAGAUCUGCGAAUGUUGCAAACACAAUGUCUUCUUCUGGUGGCUCGUCUUGGAGUCGCAAGUGAUGGCGACGUAGCCUGGGCAUCUAUGGGGUCGCUCAUUCGAUCUUCAAUGACUAUGGGACUCCAUCGCGAUCCGGCACGUUUCCGCAAAUGCACUCCCUUUUAUGCCGAGCUACGGCGUCGGCUAUGGGUUACGAUUGUCGAGCUAGAUCUCAAAAUCUCUCUUGACCGUGGAGUCCCACCAUCCGUUGAUCUGGAUGAGUGCGAUUGUGAUCUACCGUCUAAUUGGAACGACGCAGAUCUAGUACUGGACAUGGAGCAAAAUCCAGCGCCUCUCAGCACUGCGCUUUACACGCAAAACUUUUACCAGACUCUGUUAAUGAGGACUCUGCCAUUGCGUUAUCGUAUCGCCAGGAAAAUCAACACCCUGCGAUUUAAUUUGUCUUACGAUGAUGCCUUGAGAAUGGGUGACGUGCUAUCUCGCAGCAUGCAGAGCGCAUCAUCCUUAUUCGAAGACAACGCACCUAGUACAUUACCCGAAGAAGAAACUCGCCACCAAUUUGCCCAAUCUCUACACCUUUUUAUAAUGCGCAAAUUUCUUCUCGCUCUGCAUCGUCCCUUUUCUCUCAGUGUCGUCCGACUGCCCAAAUGCUCUUUCUCGCGCAAAGUCUGCUUGGAGGAAUCGCUCGGUAUAAUCUCGCAGAUGGAGCUCCCACUUUCACUUGAGGAUAUCCAAUAUCCGCAUAUUACACAACUUGGCAGCGGGAUGUUCCGCGAUGAGACAUUCCACGCUGCAGUCACAGUCUGCGUGGAGUUAUCACUCCAAGCAAACGAAAUGAGGAAUUCUACUUCGUCAGGAAUGGACGGUGUGAACUCUAGCGUUUUGAUGAGUAUGGUUCAAUCACAGCAAGGCGUUAUGAUGCAGGCCGUCGAACGGACAGCUGAUAACUUCGGGAGACGAAUCGGUAUCGGCGGCAAGGGAUCUAAGCCAUUCUUUUUCUUGAACAUCAUCAUAGCAUCUGUCAAGUCCCGCGUCAAGGGCGAGGACCCCUUGUGCAAUGUUGAAUCUGCCGCAAAGAGAACGGUUCGGAUUUCUCGGGCGUUGCUGGAUGGGGCUUCAUAUCGUGAUGCUCAGAUUAUGGUGGACACUCGACCGGUUCAGGUUAGUAUCUCCAGCUAUGACUAUUUACCAGUCAUGUCUAAUCUGUUCAUCCAGACGCCCAUUCCUUCGGGUACCACUCCUAUAUCUGGGACACCGAGUGAUAUUGACCCUUCCUCCUUGUUAUCCACUGACUUCAGUGACUUCACACCAAUGGACCUAGGAGGUUGGUUCGACACAUUGGAUUAUACCGGCCCAGAAAUGUGGGAUGUCGAGCUCUUCAAAAGUGUCCCAACAUUCCCCUAA